GCGUUCCUCCAUUUGAUCUACUCUCAUCGUUUUAACUUUUCACGCAAUGUACAACAAUUCUGAAAGGAGGAAAUUUGACCCAGCGAAAUUUGACUUAUCGAAAUCAGCAAACUCGUCUGAGUGGCCUUUCCGUCUCAACUUUUACGACAAAUCCCCAUGGUAUGAAGUCUCUUUAGAGGAUUUUGAAAGAUACGCCCUGGAUCGCCUUCGCGUUCUUGCAGAAAUAGAGUCUUCUUUUGCACGUAACAGAUCUUGGGAGGAGUUGAAGAGUGUGACCACGCGGCAGUGCAAGGAUCACCUUCCUCUCAACAGCAACAGUGCCUCAACUGUGGAUACGCAGGCUGAAAGGAGGAAUGACCAUCUGAGCCACUUCGUACUUAGGCUUGCUUUCUGUCGAUCGGAGGACUUGAGGAGGAGGUUCGUGAAGGCAGAGACAGCUCUCUUCCGAGUGAGAUAUGAGAAUGAUGAUACAAAAGAGCGAGAGCUCUUUCUACAAUCACGGGACUUUAAAUGGACUGAGGUCAACUCUGAGGAAAAGCUAAAGUAUGCUAGUGAACUAAAGGGGCUCGGAAUACAGCAGCCGGAGGAAGGAGUUUCUACGACGGAGAGGCUUUACAAGGUGAGAUGGACUCAAGUGCCGGAUCUUGUCAAUAAGCGACGCGUCCUUCUCAAAGACGGCUGGGCGUACGUUCCCAGUAAAGAACAGCUCAGCAUCGUUCUGCGAGCAUUCGAGGCAAACCUUGAAAGUGCGCUCGAUUUAACUGCUCGGUCAAUAAUGCGCAUGGAUGGUGAUACACGCCUAACCGAAAUGCUCAAUCAUAUGUCUCGAGGAUUUGUCGCAGGGGUGGCUUCAGAAUACUCUUGUCCAGCCACAGGCGACGAGAUCAGAGCAGAUAUGGUGGAUGACCUCGCCAAACGACACUUCCCCUUGUGCAUGCGGAACCUACACGAAUGCCUCAUGCGGGACCGUCACUUGAAACAUUUUGGUCGGCUGCAAUACGGCCUGUUUCUCAAAGUUCUUGGUUUGUCGAUAGACGAAGCAAUUGCAUUUUGGAGGAAGGCUUUCAGUAAUCUCACGGACGACAAGUUCAACAAAGAAUACAAGUACAAUAUUAGACACUCAUUUGGACUGGAAGGGAAACGUGCCAACUAUCCAGCGAAGAGUUGUCAGCAGAUUCUCUUAGCAGACAAACCUGGACCUUCCGAUUGCCAUGGAUGUUCAUAUCGCCACUUUGCGCCGGACAACUUACAAACGAGUUUAUUAGCAACUUAUUCAUCACAAGGACUGACAUCGACGGAUCUGGCGGAGGUCAUGCGUACUGUGAAAGAAGGACACUAUCAUGUCGCCUGUACCCGAGUUUUUGAGAUCACUCAUGCAGCAGCUGGAGUCAAGAAAGGUGAUGGAAUCGGAGAAGGGGAAAGUGUCACGCAUCCAAAUCAGUAUGCUGCAAAGAGCAUAGAAAUUGAGAAAGCGCAGCAAGGGGACGCAAUGGUCGUAGACUCUACUGUAUGACUUGGACAGACUAACAUAUCAAAUAUUGUUGUAUCUAUGGAGUUAAGCGGUGUUUGGUGUCCUUGAGCUAUAUUAGAAGGACCCCGCAGCUAGCAUGAC
Suillus bovinus is the source of this 1612-nucleotide messenger RNA. Its product is annotated as DNA primase, large subunit. NCBI's taxonomy places the organism in Eukaryota, Fungi, Basidiomycota, Agaricomycetes, Boletales, Suillaceae. The coding region runs from base 47 to 1513 and encodes 488 amino acids. The record is from RefSeq and is a predicted model, not a curated record. Gene Ontology annotation, cellular component: alpha DNA polymerase:primase complex. The transcript has 8 exons. Gene Ontology annotation, biological process: DNA replication, synthesis of primer.